Messenger RNA from Physcomitrium patens, 3313 nucleotides. The record is from RefSeq and is a predicted model, not a curated record. Lineage: Eukaryota; Viridiplantae; Streptophyta; Bryopsida; Funariales; Funariaceae.
UAAUGGCCCGGCAGACCUCGUCUCACCAAGUUGCAGGCCGGUGGAGCUUCGAAUUUUGCAUGAGACAGAGACGAAGUCUCUAGUGCUCCAACGAGCUUGUUUUGUGGACCCCUUCAACAGCAUCUACGGCCUCAACAUGGCAUGUUUCGGAAGGACAGAGAAGUCCACGUGAACAGUAUCGACGAUUGAAUGUGUUAUUUAAUCCUCCGUAUGAUGAACGCCCCUACAUCCGAAGAACAGCUUGGAAGAGUUGACUGAAACGUGAUCACGCGUUGAUGCGUUUUUAUUAUCCCCAUUUUUACCAGAGUCGGCCAAACCGGGUGCAAAAAAUUGUUCAUGUUUUGCAGCGACUGGCCUGUUCUAAAAUUGCGCCGUUGUCGUGGAGAUUGGAUUCCAUUCCGCCGAGAAAGAAAAGAAUGUGUAGUCCUUAAGCAGCAGUGUCUUCGUGGAUAAGAAUCGGGGACCAGUGAUGAGAGAAGAGUAGGCUUGAAUCGUCCCACUCGUAGCAGUGGGACCGAUACCUCAUGACACAGGACCUAGCCAUGCUUGAUCACAUGCUCACUCUGUCACUUAAUCAUGGCCGCAACCAUUUGUCACAGUCCCUAAACAACUCAUGGAUGGGACGAGGAUUCUCACACCUCAAUCCUUGUCUGGGCAAAUGCAAAACGAAAGCAUCUCCAUAGCAACCACUUGUAAAUAUUUUUUUGGAAUUUUUUUGAACGUUUGUUUGACCUGUGUUGGUGGAACGGAUUUGGAUGUCUCAGCGUCAACCAGAAGGCCAGGGGAACCAUUUGUCAGCAAGUAGUGUCAUUAUGAACAAAUGGACACAUGCACGUGAAAUAGUUAAUGUAUGCGUUGCUGACACUUCAAUUGGUGAUUUGCGACUAGCAGUUUUUUUGUUUUUGUUUUUUUGUUUUUUUUUUCUCUCUCUCUCUCUCGCUCUCUCUCUCUCUCUCUCGCUCUCUCUCUCUCUCCCUGUCUCUCUUUUGUAUCCGUGUAUGUACCAUUAACAAACUCGCGAAGAUGAGGACAUUCAUUCGCGACAGACAAUUGUUACCACAUAGCUCUCAUUUUUUAAGUUAUGAGUCAUGACUUCCUGCAAGUUUGGACGGUCCUUUUGUUUCAAGUUGGAGGAACUGGAUGCAGGGCAAAUAUUCCAGUUGAACAGCUACUGUCUGGCGCGCCUUAACUGUAUUAACUACCUGUGGUUGCGUUCCUCCAGGGCCGGGAAUUUGCGAAAAUCACGUGGCUUCAUCGUAUCCUUCAAUCAAAUGUGACGAGAGUUCUCACAUGUGAACUGUGUGUGCAGAAUCGCCUCCUUGCCUCAUUGGAAAUUGCCUCGACGGUUAACCUAAUUUCAGAGGAUUUCCACUCUUAUGCAUCUUCUGUUCCACAAGCGUUGGAUUCUCUGCAGUGCACUUGGUCCAACAUGAGUACACGCGGAUCCCUAACAAAUUGAGCGCGGUCAUUUUGGUUUCAAGCGGGAGCUAUGAAGAGGCUUUGACUUCAUCGUUAAUCCGGAGAGCUAUUUUGAGAGAAAAGAUCGCAGUGAACUCGCGGAUGCGAAGCUUUUCCCAAACGGACGGACGAUCGUGGUAUGCAGAGCUUCACACACAUGGGAUUUCAAAUUCUACCACAAUUCAUGUGAGUUUCAGUUAGAAGCACGUCAUUAGAAUGGAUCCUCGAGGUGGUCCACGGCCCAGCCCGUACAGCAUCCUAACACUGGAUGCUUCCACGUCGAACCCAGUGCGCCCGUCGCAGAGGCUCUCACCAGAAGCUGGCGGUUACAUCGAAACCAUUACACGAGGUGCAUUGAAACCUAGCACCAAUUACGCCUCUGGAACCGCACAACAGUUUGCUGGAAGCUCACAACAAUAUGCUCCCAGCAAAGCCACAAGCGCAGGGUUCGAAUUUCAAAAGUACAAGAAAAACGUUGAUUCGUAUGACAUCCAUGAUCGGGAUCCGCCGCCUUAUGACGAACAUGACUUACAUGAAAUACAUCCUGCUGAAGCCCGACCAAAAGUUGGUCACGCGGUUGUCGAACUUCAUGAGGCCGGACCUUUUACAGACGAGCAUCAACCUGAAGCUAUUCAGACAAUGGUCAAGAUGGUCACGAUGUUGAACUUCAUGAAGGUUGAGCUAGGAGACCAUAAAACGUUGCGGUCCAAGGAGCAGUGGCGGGCUGCGGCAGCUGAAUUUAUCGGCACGAUGCUGUUCGUGUAUCUCGGAUGUGGGUCAGUUAUCGCAUCAGGAAUGAUAUCACGAGAUAUGACCUGUGCAAGGUUGGUCGUCAUAGCUGUAGCCCAUGGUCUUGCAAUCUGUUGUCUGGCAGCUGCCACUGGCGCCAUUUCAGGCGGUCACUUGAAUCCUGCCGUUACUCUGGCCUUUGUUGUGGCUGGGAAGGAAACCCUAAUUCGUGCUGGCUUGUACAUAGGUGCUCAGCUAUUCGGUGCAAUUAUUGGAGCAUGGUUGAUCCAAUCUUCUACCCCCGGCUACUUGCAGAGGGGUUUGGGCUCUCAUGACAUUGAUAAGAAUGUGUUCGACAGUCAAGGUUUGUUGAUGGAGAUUGUGCUCACAUUCAUGCUCAUAUUUGUCGUUUUCGGUGUGGCUGUUGACCGCCGUGGACCUGGCGUCAUUGCACCGAUACCCAUUGGUUUUGCUGUUUUAGUGGAUCAUUUGGUAGGAGUGCCCUACACGGGAGCAUCCAUGAAUCCUGCGAGAAGCUUUGGCCCUGCGCUAGUGAGUGGCCAUUGGGGUCGUUCUCAUAUCAUCUACUGGUUUGGUCCUUGCUUUGGAGCUUCCCUGGCUUCAGCAAUCUACAGAUUAGGGUUUUUGGAGCCCAGCUUAGCUAAACCUCUGGAAGCAUCAAAAAUCGGCAAAGCUCCUGAAAGAGCAAUGCAGUGAGAGUGGCAGUGACGCAUCUCAGUUUGAACUUCACUUCACGCCCAUGGUGAAUCUACAGCAUGCCACAAACUAAUAAAUGAAGUGAAUCUACAGCAUGCCACAAACUAAUAAAUAGAAUUGGGCCCAAUUGCAAAAGCGUGGGCUAAAUCCUAAACUUAACUCUAAACCCUGCCCAGCAUUUCUGAAGCCAAUUCGUCGAGCAACUUCAACUCCAAAACUAGAAAGAGGAAAAACACAAUCAUUCCAAAUGAGCACAAUCACUUCUUGAUGCAGGGUUAUUGACUUUAGCACUCACGCAACCAUUUCUUUUAUAAAAAUAAAUGGAAAGUAUGAUUAGAAUGAAUCCUUCAAAUCAAAAAAUUGUGAUGAGUUAAGAAAAAUUUAACUUAUAAUUUUAUGAUUUUCUAAA